This is a messenger RNA of Oncorhynchus mykiss (rainbow trout), 7192 nucleotides long. NCBI's taxonomy places the organism in Eukaryota, Metazoa, Chordata, Actinopteri, Salmoniformes, Salmonidae. The record is from RefSeq and is a predicted model, not a curated record.
UGCAGUUAUGCUGCACUCUAUAUCUGCAGGUAUACUGCACUCUGACUGCAAUCUUUUUCAAUAAGGAAAAUUUCACCUGGGAACAUUCUACAACUCUGUGGUAGAACCAAAAACAGUCAACUCUGUGGUAGAACCAAAAACAGUCAACUCUGUGGUAGAACCAAAAACAGUCAACUCUGUGGUAGAACCAAAAACAGUCAACUCUGUGGUAGAACUGUGGCACCUGCUGGACACGCUCACCAUCCACUAAACUAGAGGAGACUACUCCUCCGGCCACACGGUGGCGCUGUCUGCGCAUGAAGGGAUUCUCUUUUUACAUAGCAGCGUCUGCAUGGUUCCUCUGUUUUUAUGUUAAGAGGUAAAGUUUACUGUUUUGAAUCCUGUUGUGAGGAAGUGUUUAGGAUCAUCAAAAGGAGUUGAAUAAAUUUCAUGCAUAUGUUUCAUUUGUUACAGAAAGAGUUUGUUUACAUUCACAGUAUGUUUCGAAGGAUCUGCUUUUAAAGCUUCCUGAGUCUCUGGGGCGGGUUGACUGUCAAGGACCAGGAUGGAGACGGCGCUGUUGGAUGGCUGGAAGGAGGAGAGGGCGGAGCUGAGGGCGGAGGUGUCUCGCCUGCAGAAUGAGCUGGCUGAGAGUCAUGCUGAGAGAGAGGAGCUGGAGUCACGUGCCCAGGCCCUCACAGACAGGCUGUCCCAGUCCCUGGACCCGUCCCUGUGUGUGCCUCUGCGCCCGGACAGGGACUUGAGAAGGAAGAUGCGAGAUGGCAGAGAGAGGGAGGCCCGGCAGGCUCUACUCAUCCACAAACUGCAGAACAAGGUGGUUGAAUACCGGGAUCGCUGCCAGGGUUUGGAAUACCAGGUGAAGACUGGAGAAAGAGAGCUCCUGAAACGUGAGAGGAGGAUCAGGGAUGAGCACAGUGACUCCUUAGAGAGCGCCCUCAUCAGGCUGGAGGAAGAACAGCAGAGGAGUGUAGGGCUGGCAGAGCUGAACUCUCUCCUUCGUGGCCAGCUCAGCCAAUCAGGCCAGGCAAAUGAAGCACUGAGCGAGGACCUUUGCAAACUGACUACCGAUUGGUCCAAAGCGGUGGAGGAGGCGGGACUGAGGGAGAUGGAGUGGCAGAAAGAGAAAGAGCGACUGACCGGUCAUGUCGACCGGGGGCAGAGUCGUCUGAUGUCCAUGUGGGGAGAUGUGGUCACUCUGAGACGACACUGUCACACUGUGAAGACUGCCACUGACAGGGACCUCUGGGAGCUUAGAGCUGAGUUCUCUCGUCUGUCUUCCUCUCUCCUCUCCCACUGUGGUUCAGUGGUGUCUCUAUCUCUACGGCCCAGUGACCCUACAACCAGCCUCCAUCCUGCUCCCCGCUCUGCCUCCGCCCCACCCCACUCCUCCACCCUAGGCCCACCUCCUCUCUCCUCCACCCUAGGCCCUCUCUCCUUGCAGGAUCUGGACCACGACCAGAAGGAGAGAGAGCGGGAGAGAGAGGAGAGCGAGAGGGAGCUGACAGAGCUCAGAGCCCUCUAUGAAGCUGAGACCCUGCAUCUGAAUAACAGGAUCUCAGAGUUAUCUCGUACCAUUCAGGAUCAAAAGAUAGAACGACAGGAGGAGGAGAGGAAGAUGGAGCGAGGGAUGGCUUCGGAGAAGAAAGAGGAGAGGGAAAAGGAGAGACAGACAAACACAGAGAGAACUCUAGAGUGUGUCUAUCAGGCCGUCCUAAAACUGUCCAAGGUGCUGAGCUCCCAGAGUCUGGAUGGACAGAGUAGCAGUAGCCAUACUCUGUCUCUGUCCAGUGAUUGGUUAGGACCAGACCUGUUGACUACAGGGCUAACCCAGGUGCUGGCUGUAUUGGCCCAGGCUGAGACCAACCUGCUGUGGCGGCACCAGGAAGCACAGGAGGCUGCGGCUAGCCUGCGGAGGCUGGGUGAGGAGAGAGCAGGACUGGAACAGAGAGUCAGACAGCUGGAGACGGACACAGAGGAGAGGCAGAAACAGAGCCUGUAUGAAGAACAGGAGCUCACUCACAUUCAGGACAUGUUACUCAGUGAGAGAGAGAUGGUGGGCUCCCUGAGGAGUCAGUUGGAGGAAGAAGAGAGACAGAGUGAGGAGAGGAGGAAGGAGAACGAUCGACUGAGACUGGAGAGAGAGAGGGAGGAGGAGCAGAGGAACGAGCUGGAGAGCGAUAGGCAGAGACGGUUGGAGGCGGACCUAGUAGAGAAUGCCCAUCUCAGUGAGCGUGAGGCUUGUAUCCGCAUGGAGCUGCAUGUUCUACAGGGAGCGCUGCAGAGAGAACAGCUGGACAGGGAGAGGGCAGAGGAGGAAGCUGCUGAUGCUAGGGAUGCGCUAAGCAAGGCCCGUGAGUCAGUGUUAACCCUUUCGUCCGGUCAAACCCUUCUGAAGAGAGAAGUGUCAGAGCACCGUGACGCCCUAGAGAAGAUGGCUGCCUUAAACGAAGCCUUAGCCAAGGACAAGAGAGAGCUCAACGCCCAGGCACUACAGCUUGAAAUGGAGAUGGCUGACCUCCAGGUCCAGCUACAGGGACUAGAGUCAAAGGUCGUGACCCUUCGUAGGGAGCUUCACACCCAGUCCAAUGAGAGCACAGAGUUAAGGACUCGUAGAAGAUCAGAGCUCAGCUCCCUGCAGCAGCUCAGGGACAGAGAGAGAGAGCUGGAGAGAGAGGUGGAGACCCUACGAGAGGAGAAGGAGAGAGAGGUGGAGACCCUACGAGAGGAGAAGGAGAGAGAGGUGGAGACCCUACGGGAGGAGAAGGAGAGAGAGGUGGAGACCCUACGAGAGGAGAAGGAGAGAGAGGUGGAGACCCUACGGGAGGAGAGAGGAAGGGUUGGAAAACGGCUGGAAGAGCUGUCUGUGCAGCACGGUGCAGUGUGUGGGGAGUUGAGAGGUCUGCAGGCAGAGCUGUGCCAAGCGACAGAGCAGCAGAGGAGGGCAGAGAGAGAGACUGAGGAACUACUAAGAGAGAACCAGGAUGUGGCGGGGACUGUCCUCUCACUGGAGAGAGAGCGAGACCAGCUGGGGCAGGACAUUGAGGAACUCAGGAUCCUGACGGUCUCCCAGCAGCACCAGUUAACCCAGACCCAGCAGCAGGUCUCAGGGCUGGAGGUAGAGAGUAGGCAGCUACAGAUCCAGGUCACCACUCUGCUCCAGACCAAGGAUGUGAUGCAGGGGGAGGUCCAGUGUCUGAGGGGAGAGAUGGAGAGAGGGAGGAGCCAGACAGAGAAGGAGAAACAGGAGGAGCGAGAGGAGAGAGAGAGGAGCCAGAGAGAGAGGGAGGUCUGGCAAGCUGACCUGGAAAGGCUGCAGUUACUGCUAGAUCAGACAACAGAGAAAGGGACAAGACAAGAGGAGGAAUGGAGAGAAGAGAGGGAAGGAUGGCAGAGAGAGAGGAUGGCGUUGAGCUCAGAGCUGGGGAACAGAGAUGGAGAGGUGGUGGCGAUGAGGAACAGGAUGGAGGGAUUGGAGAAGGAGAAGGAGGAGAUGUCGUGUCUGUUGGAGGAGAGAGACGCAGAGCUGGAGAGACUAACCGCAGAACACAAGAGCCACCAACACAGCGAGAGAAAACUGAAGGAGGAGGGGGAGAGAUGGAGAGAGAGAGCAGAGGAGGGAGAGAGAUGGAGGGAGAUAGCAGAGGAGAGAGCAGAGGAGGGAGGGAGAUGGAGGGAGAAAGCAGAGAGAUGGAGGGAGAAAGCAGAAAAGAGAGCAGAAGAAGGGGAGAGAUGGAGGGAGAAAGCAGAGGAGAGAGCAGAAGAGGUAGAGAGAUGGAGGGAGAAAGCAGAGGAGAGGGAGAGAGAAAAUGCGAGACUGAAUCAGAGGCUCACUGAAAAAGAGAAGAAUAACAGUGAACAACUAAAGGCUGUGAAAAGAGAGAGUGACAAGAUAGCAGAACAACUGAAAAAGGAGGAGGUAGAUGGAAGGAAGAGAUUAGAGAAUAUAGAGGAACUGAAAACUAGAAUGAUCUCACUGGAGGAAGAAAGAGACAAUCUGGAGGCAGAACUGAAGAAAACUGAACUAUUGGAGAACAAAAUGUUUGCCGUGGAGAGAGAGAACUCACAGCUCAGAGAGAGGGAGAGAGAAAGAUACCAAGAGAGUCUGAGAAAGAGGAGGAAGGAGUCGGAGGGAAGGGAGCGAGAGGAGAGACUGAGAGGAAAGCUGGAGCUGAGAGAAGGAGAGGUUGAGGUCUUGAGAGUGAAGUUGAUUGUCUUAGAAGAAGAGAGGGAUGAGGGGAAGAGAGAGCAGCAGACACUAGAGGGGAAGAUGGAGAGACAGAUGGCUCAGCUGAGGGAAAGAGAAGAGGAGGUAGAUAAACUGAGGGAGGAGGAAGAGAAGGCCGGGGCUAGGCUACAGCAGAGAGAGGAAGAGUUGAGAAAUCUGAAAGACAGAAUGCACCAGUCAGAGCUCUCAGAGAAACACGUCUCAGACCUUCUGAUAGAGACGGAGUCUUUACUAGAGACCGAGAGGAGUCAGAGCAGAGACAGGGAUAAAGCACUACACCUGGCCAAGGAGGAGAGGGAGAGGGAGAGAGAACAGGCACAGGAAACAGAGCAGCACAACGUGAGACUGGAAGAGGAGGUGAAGAAAUGGAAAGAAAGAGUGGAGGAACGGAUAAAAGAAGUAGCAAGGCUCUCACAGCUCCUGAAGGAGAGAGAGGAGGAGGACUUUAGGGUGAGAGCGGUAGAGAGCGGUGGAGAAAGACAGAGACAGAAGGAGGAACUGAAAAGGAGUGAGGAGGAGAGGGAGAGACAGGAGGACGUAUUGAGGAGGAACAAGGAGGAGAGGGAAUGGUUGGGUGCCCAGCUGAAAGAGGAGCAGACGGAGGGAGAGAGACUGAGGUCCAGACUAGAGGAGGUGCAGAGAGGACAACGCCUCCUGCAGGAGGAUAGAGGAUGUCGUGUAGAGAGGCUGGGGGCUCAGGUUAAAGCCCUGGAGGAGGAGAGAGACCACCUCUUAGCUGAGAUCAGGAAGAAGGAGAGAGAGGCUGGGAUCCUGAAGGAUGAGACUCACAGAGAGAGGAGAGAGAAGGAGAGGACUGGCUCCUCACUGAGAAGGAUGGAGGAGGAGUUGAAGGAGAGCAGGGAGGCGCUGGCCCUCAGUCUGGCCACCCUGAAGGAGCAGGGAGCAGAGAUGACCAGGAGCAGGGAGAGAAGCAGGAAGGAGGUGCAGGAGAAGGAGGGGGACAACCAGAAGAUGAGAGAGGGGCUGAAGACAGCCAUGCAGGAGAUGGCUAUCCUGAACCAGCUGCUGGAGGAGAGCCACAGGGAGGGGGAGAGGCUAAGGAGCCUCCUGCAGGAGAGGAAAGAGGAGAUGGUGAAGAGCAGGGAGGAGAGCCUGCGUGCUGCCCGGGGGGAGGUGGAGGAGCUGCGAGGGAGGACCAGGGCUGUGGAGCAAGAGAAAAGGGAGGUGGAGAGAAAGCUCAGAGACAGAGAGGAGGAGAUGGAGGAGGCAGUGAGAGAGAAUGACAGGAGACAGAAGGAGAUGGAGGAGGUGUUGGGAGAGAAGGAGGCUGAGCUGACCACCACCAGGGCUAGACUGGAUGUCCUGGAGGAACAGAGGACAGAGCUCAGAUGUCUGGCUGCUGAGAAGGCAGUUACACAGCUCAGAGAGAGAAUCAGAGUGGUGGAGGGAGAGAUGGAGGGAGUGAGAGAAGAGAAGAAGAGCGAGAUUGAGAGGCUUCAGCGGAAGAUGGAGAAGUUGAGACAGGAAGAGGAGGAGAGGAGGGAGAGUCUGAAACUAAGGGAGCAGGAGAGCCUGAGGCGUGUAGAGUUAGUCACGGACAUGCUGAGAGAGAGGGAGACGGAGCUGGAGAGGGUGAGAGAGAAAUCUUACAGAGAGGAGAAAGAUAAACUGGAGGAGAGGAAGAGAGACACAGAGGAAGUGAACCUGCAGAGUCUGGAGAAAGAAGAGACAGAUGAACAGAGGAGACUGAUAGAGCCUGGGGAACAAAGGGAGGCGACAGACCAGAAGAGAGGAGAAAGAAGUCGGGAGGGUCCAGGAAGAGAGGUCUGGCUUCAGGACGAGGUAGAUACUCUGAGGAAGAGAGUGUCCUCCCAGCUCCUGGACACAGAGGAAAGGGAGAGACUGUUGAGACAGAGAGAAGAGGAGGGCCAGGAGAGUCUUAGACUGUUGAGACAGAGAGAGACAGAGCUUUACACCCUGAGAGAGAGGGUAGAGGAACUCGGUAAGGACAGAGACCGUGUCACAGCUGCCCUGGAGAAGACUGAGGCUACCAUGAUUGGCUACCGGGACAGAGCCCACCAACAGGAGCAAAGCAGAGGGGCGGGAUCUGAGAGGGCCGUGGCCCAGCUAGAGAUGGACCCCCUGGUCCAGGAACGUCUGUCUGUCCUGCAGAGGGACGUGGCCCAGCUAGAGAUAGACCCCCUGGUCCAGGAACGUCUGUCUGUCCUGCAGAGGGCCGUGGCCCAGCUAGAGAUAGACCAUAGACGGCUACAGAGGAGGAACACACAACUGGAACAACGCACUGACAGACUGAAGACUGAGAGGAAACACCUCAGAGAGAUGCUGACACAGACGGAGAGAGGAUCAUCACGUGAUGAGUUGUCCUCCAGCAGCCUCAGAGACAGAGCUCAGGAGUCCAGGGGCUUGGUUGGUCUGGAAACAGAGGAGUUGGGACUCCUUAGGACCAAGGUGAAGGAGCUAGAGGACCAGCGCGCCUCCCUGAAGCGAUUUCUCCAACCGUUCAAAAGAAGAGAAGCCGUGUACACAGAGUGUAUUUUGGGGAGGUGCACGGUCACUGGGCGGCCGGACUAUUACAGUUCUGUAGCUUUGGACUCUGAAUCACGCAGAGUACACUACCUACAGCUGACACUCGUCCUCGACCACCGGGAGAGGGUGGAGUUUAUCCAACACUCCUCCAGGAACAACCAAUGGCUGGUGUCUCUUCGCCAAGACUUGACUGAUUCUCUGGUGUUGGUCUCGCAGCAACCAAUCCCCUCUGUGCUGGAGUCAGAGACACACCGAUUGGAUAGGAGUGUCAGGGAGGAGGAGAUGAGAUUGUCUCUCAGUCAGAGUUGAAGAUGAAGCACAGAAUGUUUGCCUCCGAAAUGGCACCCUAUUGUCUUCCAGGGCUCUGGUCAAAAGUAGUGCACUAUAUCUGGAAUAGGGUGCCAUUUGGGUCUAAAGUAGUGCACUAUAUCUGGAAUAGGGUGCCAUUUGGGUCUAAAG